AGAUCAAUUCCGAAAGAUCACGUCUGUUGUUUAUCACCCUUUCCCCACCCCUUCCAAACUGUAACUCACCAUUCUCAUCACUCUCUUUUUCUUUUUAUGAUUGUUUUUAAUUUUUGUUAUUUAUUUUACUACAUACAUACAUACACACAUAUAAUCUAAAUGGUUACUGGUGGGGGCCACCUAGAAGAUGGAGACAGGCACCCGUCGUCGGCUGCUACUAGAGGAGGAGGAGGAGCCACCACCGGGUCUUGGGUGUCUGGCCAAUCGAUGUCAACUAGCGGCAGUGUGGGGUCUCCAUCCAGCAGGAGCGAGCAUGUCAUGGCCACUCCCGCUAGUGACAACACUUUUUUAAGGUUGAACCAUCUCGACAUUCACGCCGAUGAUGCUGCCACUCAAGAUGCCGCAGCUAAUAAGAAGAAAAAGAGAGGUCAACGGGCAGCUGGUGGAGCCGAUAAGAGUGGUAGAGGACUUCGUCAAUUUAGUAUGAAAGUUUGUGAAAAGGUGGAAUCCAAAGGAACAACCACUUACAAUGAGGUAGCAGAUGAACUUGUUGCUGAGUUUGCUGACCCUAGUAAUAGUGUUUCUACCCCAGAUCAGCAACAAUAUGAUGAGAAAAACAUACGGCGGAGGGUGUAUGAUGCUCUGAAUGUACUCAUGGCAUUAGACAUUAUAUCGAAGGAUAAAAAGGAAAUACAGUGGAAAGGUCUCCCCCGAACUAGCCUCAGUGAUAUUGAAGAAUUAAAGGCUGAGCGUCUAGGAUUGAGAAAUAGGAUUGAAAAGAAAGCUGCCUAUUUGCAAGAACUGGAGGAACAAUUCAUGGGCCUUCAGAACCUGAUACAGCGAAAUGAACAACUGUACAGCUCAGGAAAUGCUCCUAGUGGUGGUGUGUCAUUGCCUUUCAUUCUGGUUCAGACACGCCCUCAUGCAACUGUUGAAGUGGAGAUAUCAGAAGAUAUGCAGCUCGUUCAUUUUGAUUUUAAUAGCACUCCUUUUGAGCUCCAUGAUGAUAAUUAUGUUCUCAAGGCAAUGAAAUUUUGUGAGAGACCCCAGAGUGAUAAUAUGGCUGCACCCAAUCCAGCGGCUGAUGGAGGUGAAGGUUCUAGCAUGUCCAUCAUGUAUCAACCACAAAUCCGUACUUCCCCAAGGACAAACAAUCCCGUUAGGCUUCCUACCUCUCCUCCUCUUCCUGGAAUAAUAAAAGCACGUGUUAAGCAUGAGCAUUGAGUCGUGCUCAAUCAUCUGAGCCAUGGGCAAUAACGUCAGCUGAUUCUGUAUAUUGUGUAAAGUAGUUUGCUGGAGAUGGGCUCCUCCCGAUAUUAUCCCCAUUCACAGUUUGCCCAUGUUAGGAGGAGUUGAGAUAACAAGCAGAUUGGUCCAUUUGCUUUGAGACUUCCAUGGAACGCUUGGUUUGGUCAGGUUAUCAGCUUUAGAAUUCGCUUUUGUAAUUUUUUUUAUCAUUUUUCGUGUUAUUUUCUUCCCAUUAUAGGAAAAAUUAAGUUUAGUUUGUUAGGCUACGUAGGAUUGUCCAGGCUUACACACAAUGAUAGAAUUAAUUCAAUCGUCAAGAAUUUAAUGUUCA
This is a messenger RNA of Populus nigra (black poplar), 1579 nucleotides long. Its product is annotated as transcription factor-like protein DPB. Gene Ontology annotation, molecular function: DNA-binding transcription factor activity, RNA polymerase II-specific; RNA polymerase II transcription regulatory region sequence-specific DNA binding. Gene Ontology annotation, cellular component: transcription regulator complex; nucleus. The coding region runs from base 160 to 1224 and encodes 354 amino acids. The transcript has 9 exons. Lineage: Eukaryota; Viridiplantae; Streptophyta; Magnoliopsida; Malpighiales; Salicaceae. The record is from RefSeq and is a predicted model, not a curated record. Gene Ontology annotation, biological process: regulation of transcription by RNA polymerase II; regulation of cell cycle.